CCUACACCAGUCUCACAUAGGAUACCCCAUGGAUUCCAAUAGUAUAACGACUACCAUAGGCUAAGGGCACGGGUGUGGUUAGGCUACAAAGGAGCAUUUCCGCCAAUAAUUGUAGUCAAGGCCGAAAUGGUUCGAGUAAAGCACCGUUACCUCCUCGUCAGCUUUCUAUACCCCCAACCCCCGACGAAUCUCAAACCCAAGGAUGGCCUACCUGAGCUCCUCCAGCUCCACCAACCUACUCCCGACGGAUUCUACCCAGGCACAUUGCGGAAAGCCAUUCAGAACGGCGUGACAGAGCUCUUUGGAGACUGUGGUGUUGGUAUGGUCUCGACGGGCUUGAAAGUGAGCUAUCUCUCCAACGCAACUUCAACCGCCAUAGUCAAGUGCCCACGCGCUCAUUACCAAAUGGUAUGGGCGGCUCUCACUUUCAUGACAAAGUUGCCCGGGCCGGUUGAUACACCUGUUGUAGUCAAGGUUGUGAGAGUGUCUGGCACGAUCAAAAAGCUCGAAGAGGAGGUUAUUAGGCGAGCGAAGAAGAUUAUUGAGAGGGCCAAGAUGGUAGAAGGCAGUAUAGAGGUCGGCGGGUCUACUGUAGAUAUCGUGAAAGCUGUGAAGAGGAGAACGGAAGACCAAGUUCUUGUGGAGAUUGACGAAGAGAGUAGCGAUGGCGGAAGUGAGUAGCUGACAGAUACUACGGAAAGAGAAGUCUUUGUCAAAAACCCCUUGAGGUGAUUGAGAGGGGCUUUGGCGUAAAAUUGCUGGACUCGUAUUGCUUCACAGUCCAAGGGAUUGAUAUAACAUCUGUUCAAUGAAGAUAAUAGCUUUGAU
Molecule: messenger RNA, 828 nt
Organism: Lindgomyces ingoldianus
Lineage: Eukaryota; Fungi; Ascomycota; Dothideomycetes; Pleosporales; Lindgomycetaceae
Exons: 2
Coding region: 127-681 (184 amino acids)
Biological process (GO): tRNA 5'-leader removal
Cellular component (GO): ribonuclease P complex
Molecular function (GO): ribonuclease P RNA binding
Source: RefSeq, a predicted model, not a curated record